Messenger RNA from Phyllotreta striolata, 3275 nucleotides. NCBI's taxonomy places the organism in Eukaryota, Metazoa, Arthropoda, Insecta, Coleoptera, Chrysomelidae. The record is from the annotation of a GenBank genome assembly.
AGUUAUUUUCGAUCCCUUCAACGGCGUGGUCGCUCACGCUCGUCGGCGUCUCACCGUCCGUUUGUUUUUUCACAUAAAUAACCUCUCUGUUUCGACCUAACAUGCCCGGACCAUCAUCAGCCCGUCGUGGUGUUGAACAAAGAACCGCAGCUCGGUUCCCGUUUGGCGUCCCUCGACUGUGAAAGUUCCUUUGCCCAUUUUUUUUGUUUGUGUUUAUUUAUGCGACCAGGAUUUGCGACCUUGACCUCCGGCCCUUAUUUGUAACUCAUCACAACCACCCGGAGUUGGUAUGGAUGAGAGAAAGUCGGGAGAUUCGUGUUGAAAGUCGUUUGUCAAUAUCGUGGUUCAAACUGGCCCAUCAGUUCUGGAUCUCGUACCCGCCCCCCACGGCGGCGGGCAGCUCCACCAGUGCCAAGGAAAAGGAGAAGGAGAAAGAGAAAAUACUUGAAGAGGAAAGAAAAGUCCACAGCAAAGAACAGCGUCAAUUAGAGUACGACAUUGCUAUCAAAGAGCACCAUAGGUCACAGCGCGAACAAUGGGAAAUCCGUCAGCUAGAUAACGAUCUGUUGCAGCAGCGCCAUUCUGAAAGGGAACGUGAACGGGAACAAAAGGAACUAGCUGAGCAACGGAUGCUCGUCGAACAAACCGGCACUCAAGCGGUGAGCAGCACCGCUGCAGCCUCUUCCAACAUUGCGGCCUCGUCGUUCGAUCAAGAUGAUUACAAGCUGCAAAUGCUGUGUCGAGCUCCGAUAGCCAGCCUGGACUGUAUGGAGGAGUUCAGCGCCGGCAGCGCCCUGAGCGCUUUGGCGGACCGCGGUGGACCCGGCGACUCGGCCAUAACGAAAGAGCAGCUGCUGCUCAGCGGCCUGACGCACUCGGCGCCGGCCGGCGCCGUGCCGCUGCAGCUGGCCAAGCAGACGUCCGUCACGCCGGGACUGAGGUAUCGAAACCUGGGCAAGAGCGGACUGAGGGUCUCCAACAUAGGCUUAGGAACCUGGCCAACUUUUAGUCCAAAUUUAACUGAGGAGCAAGCUGAACAAAUAAUAGUACUGGCUGUAGAAAGUGGCAUUAACGUAUUCGAUUUAUCGGAAGCUCAUUCAGGUACGAGAGCGGAAGUUGAACUAGGCAGAAUUUUAUCUAGGAAAGGUUGGAAACGCACUAGUUACAUCGUCACGACCAAGAUUUAUUGGAGCACUCGGUCGGAAGAAAAAGGUCUGUCGCGCAAGCACAUCAUCGAAAGCGUAAAAGCGAGCUUGCUGAGGCUGCAGCUUUCCUACAUAGACGUCGUGAUAGUUCACAAGGCGGAUCCGAUGUGCCCGAUGGAAGAGGUUGUGAGGGCUAUGCACUACGUCAUAUGCCAAGGUUGGGCCAUGUAUUGGGGAACAGCACGCUGGUCGCCCGUGGAAAUCAUGGAAGCCUACACAAACUGCAGGCAGUUUAACUGCGUGACGCCCAUCGUCGAGCAAACCGAGUACCACAUGUUCUGUAGAGAGAAAACCGAGCUUUACAUGCCCGAACUGUACAAUAAAAUUGGUGUCGGUUUGAUGGCUUGGUCCCCAAUUUCUAUGGGGUUCACCCAAAGUCGAGACGAUGGAAGCGGCAGCGGUGGCGGCGGUAGCGUACAAUUAUUUUCCCGUGCCAGUUUUAAGAAUAAAUAUAGUUCCUUUUCGUGGACGGAAGACGAAACGGCUGCAAAUAAAGAGUGUCCCAGUUAUGGUUGGAUGAAGGAUCGACUCCAGCCCGACGAAUCGAGAAGGCAGGCCGAGAAGAUCAGGGAGCUCAACACGCUGGCCGAGAAAUUAGGAUGCUCUCUGCAGCAGCUGGCCGUAGCAUGGUGCUUGAAAAACGAGUCUGUCCAAUGUUUGUUGUUAGGCGCAAGUUCCGUCGAUCAGCUGUACGAUAGUAUACAAUCGUUGCAGCUGAUUCCAAAAUUGAAUACUAAUAUGGUAGCGGAGAUUGAGCGUAUUUUAGAAAACAAACCAUCCCGACCUCCUAUGGUGUCCACCUUGGCGCUUAGAUGACAAUCAAUGUGCCCCCCUGGGUCCAUUAGUGGGAACCAGGGAGGCACGAGUACAGCGGGCAGCCCGAAAGGGGACGAGCUGAGCAACGCCGAUUCGGACACCAAAGAAAGCCAGAAGCUGCCGUUCUGCGAGAUUCAGUGACAAAAGGCCACCGAGUUUUUGAAAACUCGUAAAAGCAAAACGCCGGACGAGAAGCCCGUGAAGGAGAAGGUCCGCUGGUCCUACAGCCCUGACGAGGGUCCGAAAUGCACGACCGAAACGUUCGUAAGCAAGAAAAAGGAAAAAAAGACAGCUUCGAGUCCGGUGCCCGUAUGAAAGCGCCGGAAUUUCGCGGACGAGGUGCUCAUUUGAAUCGCUUUAGAACAAAUUUCGCGGUUUCUUUUAUUUUAAUCGAAAACUGCGGCGAGUUUAGGAGUUUGCGAUGGAUCGAAACACGCAAAAAUAAAUAUAAUAACACGAAUUAAUAACGUUUACUGUAGUUCAAUUUUAUGCAACAAAUUAAAAUUCAACUAAUCGAAACCUCAUAUGAAUUAUAUUCGAUUAAUUUUUACAAUUUGAAAAGUUAAUGCGUAUGUUUAUUAAAUAUGGCGCAGUCGAGUAGAAUUUUAACGUUAGAAGUUGCUUCUUACGUCACGAAUAGAGCGUAAUAUUUUCUACUAAAAUCUUCCGAAUUAAAGCAAUUUACGAUACAAAUCGAACAAAAAAAAUCUUAUUACGCUACUGAUUUUCACUUAACCUUUAAACAUUGCUUAUCUUUCAAGGAUCACAGCCAUUUAUUAUGUCUUAUUAUUGUUAUCUCCGGAUUUACGAUGCACGUGAAUUUGAAAAGUUAAUGGAAAUUACUUACUUACUAUUUCAUCAUUAUACUUAGGUAUUAUUGGAAUUUUCUUUGGGUUGUUGUGGAUGCUGAUCGAGAUGGUAUAACUUAGACUAAAUUAAUUAAAACAUCGACUAGUGUGACACAAUAGAAACAGAUAAAUUUUUCGAAUGCAUAUUGAGGAAAAAUAUUUAAAUUGGGUGAUUAAUUGAUAGGGACAAGGGGCCGUGCAUAAGUGCUCUCCGAGUAGGUUCUUAUGCACGACACCCUGUAUUUUCACCUAAUUUUAAUUUAAAAAACUAUAAAAUUUGGGUAUAGGUCUGUUUCUAUGACAUUGUGAUCUUUCAUAAUUAUUAAAAGUAUAGAUUACAACGAGUUAUUUUUAGUUGUUUAAAAAUUUACAUGUUUUAUUGAUACCUACAGCCAAUAGAGUUUUU